AUGUUGAGCAGCGCAUCGGUGCAGGCGAUUUAUAACAUAACACUGAUGUACGCCGUCGUCUGGACGAUAAACAGUCACUAUGCUAGCGACUCCAGCAAACCGUUGUCCAUUAUGCACUUUGCCACGCGCGACUCAAGUCGCGCUCUCCACAACGAUCUGAUUGAUUCUGUGCUGUGUUUGGCAUCGGGCGCCGGGCGCAUCAAGUUUCUGCUGGAGCACGAACGCAUCGAUGACGACGAGCCGCCGGCGGGCACGGCACAGCAGACUGGCCUGGCCAGCGGCUUUGUGGGCCGCGAAACGGCCAUAUUGCUGCUGGACAGCUGGCGCGCCUAUAUGCGUCUGGAGCGGCAUCUGUUGCAGCCGGACAGCUUCUUUAAGCGCAACGGCUUCUAUUGCAUUGUGUACACGGGCCAGGAGUUGGGACGUCUGCGCACCAUUGGCGCAAUCUUUCAACGUCUGCUCGCCAUCUAUGUGAUCAAUGUGAAUGUGCUGCUGGUGGGGCGUCAGACUGGCACCGUGCGAGUCUACAAUUAUUAUCCAUAUCGGCCGCAUCGCUGUCAGUCCUCGGAGCCGGUGCACUAUGCCACCUUUCAGGGCGGUCUCGGCGCACCGCCCAUAAUCCAUGUGGAGAACAGCGUUCAAUUCUUUGACUCCAAGCUGCAUGACAUGCAUGGCUGCCAGCUGGUCACCGUCACCUUUGAGAGUCGCCCCUUUGUCUUCUUCAAUGACAAUGACGCCAGCCUGCCCGAUGCCCAGCGCAUGCAUGGCAUCGAGGGCAUGAUCUAUCGCCUGCUGGCGGAGCGCAUGAACUUUGGCAUCAAAAUCGUUAAGGAGCCAAAUAACAAUCGAGGCGAAGUCCUUCCCAAUGGCACCAUCACGGGCGCCAUGAAAAUGAUCGUUGACGGCGUGGCGAACAUAACCUUCGUCUCGUUUAUGUACAACAUGGAGCGCGCCACGUACAUGCUGCCGAGCAUCUCGUACACCAGCUUUCCGAUAGUGCUCUGCAUACCCGGCGGCUAUCCGCUGUCGCCGCUGCAGCGCCUAACCAAGCCGCUGGGCUACAUCACCUGGCUGUGCCUGUUGACGUGCGUGCUGCUGGGCCUGGGCCUGAUCGCCUGGCUGCAGUUGCUCAGCGGUCCGCGAUUGCGUCGCUUUGUGCUUGGCGAUAACAAUCGGCUGCCCGGCACGGAGCUGUGGAGCACACUGCUCGGCGGCCUGCAUUUGCAUCCGCCGCGUCGCAAUUUCGCCCGAUAUUUGCUCGCACUCUGGCUGCUUCAGACUCUGGUGCUGCGCGCCGCUUACACGGGCGAGCUGUACAUUCUGCUGCAGGAUGGGCGGGUGCGUACACCGUUGCGCUCGCUGUCCGAGGUGCUGGAGCGGAAGUAUGCGUUCCAUAUGCUGCCCGCACUGCAGCCGGUGUUCAAGGACAUUGUGCCACGGCAGCGUAUCGUUGUGGUGUCUGGCCUGGAGAAUUGGCUUCGCCGGCUACGCGAUGACAACGAGGCGCAAUUUGUGGUGCCGGUGCUGCAGCCGACCGUAUCCAGAUUCGACAUGGACUCCGGUAUCGAAAAGCAACGUCUCACUAUGCUGCCCUAUCCCCUGCUGACCGCCCCGCUGGCGUUUUAUAUGCGUCCACAUUCGUAUCUGAAGCAGCGCAUCAACAAGCUGCUGAUCAACAUGAUGUCCUCCGGCCUGGUGCAUCGCUAUCGUCGCAUGUACCUCGACCGGAUCGAGCAUAUGGCCGCUCAGCGCAGCCGUGCACCAACCAAACUUAGCCUCUGGCUGCUCGCCGGCCUCUUUGCCAGCUUGGGGCUAAUGCAUCUGUUCGCCAGCAUCGUGUUCAUGCUCGAACUGCGCGCCGCUCAGCCACAGCGACAACGUCUACGGCGGCUCAUGAAUGCGGCCAAUCGUUAUGUGGUCUAA
Molecule: messenger RNA, 1923 nt
Organism: Drosophila novamexicana
Lineage: Eukaryota; Metazoa; Arthropoda; Insecta; Diptera; Drosophilidae
Gene: Ir7c
Exons: 2
Coding region: 1-1923 (640 amino acids)
Source: RefSeq, a predicted model, not a curated record